This is a messenger RNA of Chondrus crispus (carragheen), 3936 nucleotides long. RefSeq lists its product as hypothetical. Gene Ontology annotation, molecular function: protein binding; zinc ion binding. The record is from RefSeq and is a predicted model, not a curated record. The transcript has a single exon. NCBI's taxonomy places the organism in Eukaryota, Rhodophyta, Florideophyceae, Gigartinales, Gigartinaceae. The coding region runs from base 1 to 3936 and encodes 1311 amino acids.
AUGACGAGCAACUCAAAGCCGACUGUGCGGCCGAAAUCGGCCACGGUCAAUACGCGCGAGUAUGAUGAGGCCGCCAUGCACAAGCGCUUCAUCCCCAUGAACGACGCCAUCCAUGCCCGUUCCGAAAGCGAGUUGGGCUUCAACCCGGUCGAUGUCACCGUGCGCUCGCUCUCCUUGCUUACUGGCAACCUGCGCCAGUUUGUCGAGUCGGCUUUGGGACGCGAUGCAAGUUCCCAGUGGAAGAAGAUCACAAAGUUUCCGCACCACCUCUUUUUUGAUUACUCCCCGAGUGGCGCCCUCGACAUCAUGCUAUGCGCUUGUCUGAACUUCAAGGCAUUACACGGGCUGAGGAGACUCGAGUUUUCGAAUAUCGACAAGCGCGACUUUUACAUGGACCUCCUGCGCAGAAUCCACAGGAAUUUGCUCCAGGCUGGCCUGAUUCCGGCAAUCAAGGUUUUUCUCGCAUCCAAUGUGGACUCUGCUCAUCACGCCGUGCUACGUGCAAUUGUGCAGAAGCGAGGCCUGAUGGUGGGGACUGCUGCCAGCGCAACGCACAUCGUUUACCCGGAUCCAGAUGGCACAGCAGCAGAAGAAACGGAAGGCACUGACUACUGCCGAGCUUUGCAAUAUAGGGAAAAUGCUGCCCUGGUGCAUUGGUGGUACUACCCCGAUUCUUACGACUCAUGGAUCUCUCGAGAGGACGUCGACGGCCCACCGGAGCCGCCUGAGGUUCAUAAAGGGCCUUGGCAUGUCCAGACCAGAUGGCUGCAUGAUUCGGAAAUGUUCAAUGAAUGGAUGAACGAGACCGAUUACGAGAUACCUGACGACAGUCGCAUGGCAGUCACGUCAGUGCCGACAGCUGUCAAAGACAAAUCUGAACCGGAAAAAGCACCAAGGAAGAGAAAACGUCUUCCCACUACCUCUUCCUCGAAUCAUCAAACCGAUCCCGCGCAGGUCCCUCGAGCUAGUCGCCUCGGUGUUGAGGCAUCGAGCAAGGCAGACUCGUCAGAUGACUCCGAUGACGAGGCCGUUCGGAAACCAAAGCGGCAUAGCGAGUCAGCGCGCGAACGCAAGAGAAAAGAACCAGGUAACCACAGCAAGUCGGGAGACGGUGGCGCCAGAAAAAGGGCUAGAACUGCAGAAGGUACGGAGCAGAAAUCUGGUUCCAGCAUUCAGGUACGGCUGCCGCUGAAGCCACCACAUGAUAGACCAAGACAUCGCUCCAGGGACCGCCACAGAGAUCGAAAGGGGGAAGGCACCCGGGCGGAGGGCCGGGAAGGCAGGAUGGAAUUGAAGGAAGGUAACCUGCGAGUGAAAUUACCGAAGUUUGGAGAUGCCAAGCGCACUGGCGACCCGGACAGGAAGUCCUCCUCAAAGGAUGCGCAGAGAAAUUCCCCCAACGAGAAUGCGUCCAGCGCGAACCGGUUACCAACUUCUCGGGGAAUCGAAGAGAGAAGCUCUACUGGCGGUAAGGCAAAGGAUAUCGGUAAAGCAGGGCCAUCUGCAUUACCUCCAAAGCCUGACCAGAAAGCAAAUGGGGGCGAAAAUAUCGCAGGAGAACAAGGAGGGCAGGAGCAAAAGAGACCAUUCAGCAGACGACGCAGCAAGAAAAAAGAGCGUCGAUCCCAUAGCCGUAUGUCGGGCGUAUCUGUGGUGGAUGACGCCGUCCCAAUCCCGGAAGGUGAUGUACCCCGGAUACGCAAUAUUUCCACUGAAGGCGGGAGCGCAAUGUCUCCGAAUGCUGCAUCUGGAUCUGAAGCUGGAGAAGGAGAAAUUGAUGCUGGUGACAAGAAGGACACUGAUGAAGUAUCAGCCAAACCAAAGGGGAAGGUGAGCACCGUUGCUGAAGAAGCUAUGGAUGUGGAUUCAGGUGAUGGCAAUGGGAGGAUAAUGGCUCUAUCUGAAAAGAUGCUAUCAGGUGACCGAGCCAACGACCCCGUGUCAACAGCUGAUGUUGUGGAGGCCCUUCCUCCAGUUACGGUUAGAAUUCCUCCUCAGAGCCGAUGGUUCCGAAUGGAUGCUGUUCAUGACAUAGAAAGAAGGUCCUUACCGGAAUUUUGGAACAGUCGAGGAGAGUCUAAAACCCCGCUAGUCUACAAAAAAUACCGAGACUUUAUGAUUGACGUCUGGAGGCAGUCGCCUGACAAGCACCUAACUGCCACAGCUGCACGUCGUCACUUGGCCGGGGAUGUGUCUGCAAUCCUGAGGGUACAUGCAUUUUUGGAGUAUUGGGGCCUGAUCAACUACGGAACAGAGCCUGAGAGUAGGCCGUUUCUGAACUCGGCUCUUCUACCACGUCGUUCUCGCCCAACGCCGAUGCAGCUGGACUCAAAUGUAGCUGCACCCGCGACUGGCGUUCCAAGACUUCUGUUCUUUGACGAACCCCGCCCUCCCCGCCGUGACAACGGCCCAGUGUCUCUACAAAAGGCUGUCAAGGCUGCGAAGGAAAAAGGGACGAGGGCUAGAAGUCACGUGCUCUCCCGCCGUGAAUUAUAUUCAACCGCAGCUGCUACGAAGUACGAAUGCGACGCAUGCGGUAAAGACUGCUCUCGAAUGAGAUAUCACUGCGUUGCAAAUGCAGACAUGGAGCUGUGCCCAACAUGUUUUGCGAACGGCAUGUACCCUGCAAUUUUCUCGGCUAGGGAUUUCGAGCAAUUGACCACAGUACUUGCCUCAGAAGCGUAUGAUGGUUCUGUGUGGAGUGAGGCAGAGGUGUUAUUACUUUUAGAGGGCCUCGAAAAACAUGGAGACAACUGGAAUCAGGUUGCAGAACAUGUCGGCACGAAAGGCACCGAGCAGUGUGUACUCCAGUUCCUUCGAAUUCCAUUAGAAGACUCCUUCUUGGAAGAUCAGGUUGGGAACUGGACUAUGGGUGAGGACGGUGAGGAGGGGGUUGAUGAUGUGAAAGACACGAACGCAUCGGGAAAGCAUCACUUUUCGGGUCCCCUUCUUCCUUUUUACGACACUGCCAACCCUAUCAUGGCGCAAGUAGCUUUCUUGGCGUCCUCGGUCGACCCCGAAGUAGCCGCUGCAGCGGCGCAGGCUGCGCUCAAUGCAAUUACGUCACAGUCUGGACCAAAAUCGCCGAAGCAAGAAAACAGGACAGCCCAGGCCAAAGCUCUUCUCAUGAAUCCCGCACAGCAAAAGCGCUCGUCGACAGAGAACGGUUUCUCUCCAAAUGCAGGCACCGCUCGUGGGACGGAGAUGAGCUCGUUGCCUGGUAAACAACUAGACUCAGUUGCAGUGGAAUCAGUCGCCGCUGUAGGACUUGCUGCUGCCGCGUCCAAGGCUCUUCACAAAGCCCAAGCUGAGAUGAGGGAAAUUGAAAGGCGUUAUGCAGUUGCUAUCGAGACGAAGAUGCGAGCUGUUGACUUGAAAGUGAAGGAGUUUGAACGUCUUAAUCAGCAUCUUAGGAGAGAACGCGAGCGUCUGGAGAAGCAAAGACAGCGGGUUUUUGCAGACCGUGUUGACGCAAUUGCAAUGCGCAUCCAGAGCGAAGCGCAGAGUCGAGCAAUGACCAUGCAAUCAAGUGCAGCUGUCGUACACCCGGUUGCCUCCAUGCCUCAACUGCAACCCCAGGGUACUCUGGGUUCCUUGAGACCGCCUCCGGGUAUCAGUGGGAUACCAAUGCAUCACGGGCGCCCUGGUUUGCAGCACAGUCAGUUGCCAAUGCAACAAAUGCAACUACCGAUGCACCAAAACCAAACGCCAUUACAGCAAGGUCAACUGCUUAUUUCACACACCCAGCUACAGCUACCGCAAGGUCAAGGUAUUGCGCAGCAUCCCCAGGCCCCGGUGCAGCAGCGGACAUCUCCGUUGCCUCCCGGUGCUGUUUCCGCGCAGCUUGACGCAAGUGCCUUACAAGCAGGAACAGCUCAAGCACAGCACCAGGCAGGAAUGAUUCGUCCGCACACUGAUGGUGGUCCCAACAAAUAA